CUCCGGAGGCGGACCUUGUUCGGCCCCUUUGAAGUGCCGGGCCCCCCGGGCCGGAGGGUGGGAGGGCCGCCCCAUAUAAAGCAGGCCAACCCGCGGGGCCCUCGCUUCCUUCCUCCAACCGCCCUGCAAAGGCACAGCCAAAGCGAACCCAGUCCCAAGCCAUGACCAAGGCCCCCUUCGCCUCCGUGGCCUGGCUUUCCCAGAGCAGCCGGACCCCCAAGGAGCCCCGGGAAGAGCCCCCCGAGGCCCGACGGGGAAAGCCCUGCGCCCAGGGGAAGCCUUCGGGGGGAGAAGGGCCUCCUUCGGGCCCAGCGACGCCCCCCGAGCAGCAGCCGCCGCCUUCGCCAAGGCCCAGGGCUGCCCGGCCUCCCGCCCCCUCGUCCGCAGGAAUAAGGGGAAGGCUCUUCCUUGUUGUGCCUGGUGGAUGUGGCGCUGAUGUCCCUCUUGUUUCUCCGGCAGCCCUGGCGUCCCCCGAGGGAGAGUGGGGGUCGGACGGGGAAGGGAGCCCCUCGGAAGGCCCGCCCGCCGCCAAGAGCAGCAGCCACAGCAGCCCCCGCCGCCGCCUCCGCACCGCCUUCAGCCUGGAGCAGAUCAGCACCUUGGAGAGCGCCUUCCAGCGCCACCGCUACCUGGGCGCCGCGCAGAGACGGAAACUGGCCGCCAAGAUGCGCCUCUCCGAGGUCCAGAUCAAGACUUGGUUCCAGAACCGGCGGAUGAAGCUGAAGCGCCAAAUGCAGGAGAUGCGAUCGGAGGUUUAUCCUUCCAUUCCAUUUUACAGUCCUCUCCCCUUUGGCUCCCAGAAUGGGCCUUUGUCCUAUGUGUACUCACCCCACCAGCAGACAGUGAGCAAGAGAGAAGAUCCCAUGCCUUUGGGCCUGCCUUUCCCACCUCCCUCGAUUGAUCCCAGGAGCCCCUCAGCAGGGCAGCCGGGGGCUGUCUGGCCCAUGCCCUUGCCUUGUCUUGUGGGAUACCAAGACCCUCGGACUGUAUUCAUGUCUCUCUGAUGCCAAGCUGGGGACUUGCAGAAGGAUUUGCACUAAACUUUGUUCUCACACUGAGUAUCCAGAGCUACAGGACUUCAUUGUCCUGGAUACAGAUGUGGAGGAGACAUUUUGCACAGGGGCAUUUAUUUACUUGUUGGGAGGGUGGGAAAAUGAUCUAUUAAUAUAAAGGCAAUAUGUGUAUUCAAAAAGGUCCAAUUGACUCUUCACUUGUAUAAAUUAGAGCUUGGCCUUAAAAGAACAUAGACCACUUCCAAAUUGUCUGUCUUAUCCUUGACUAUAAUUGGGUGCAGAUUAUUCUGCAGGAGGGGAGGAGUAUUUGGAUGGAUUUUAAUGAUUCUGCAGCUGAUAUUGAGAUAGAGUACAAGCAUCUUUUGAUAUGAGGGUUGUGCAAUAAUCACAUUAAAAUGCUGAUCAAUUUUGAUCAUUGCUAAAAACAAA
Messenger RNA from Anolis carolinensis (green anole), 1442 nucleotides. RefSeq names its product homeobox protein vent1-like. Gene Ontology annotation, molecular function: DNA-binding transcription factor activity, RNA polymerase II-specific; DNA binding. The record is from RefSeq and is a predicted model, not a curated record. NCBI's taxonomy places the organism in Eukaryota, Metazoa, Chordata, Lepidosauria, Squamata, Anolidae. Gene Ontology annotation, biological process: regulation of DNA-templated transcription. Bases 162 to 1004 code for a protein of 280 amino acids. The transcript has 3 exons.